Molecule: messenger RNA, 3825 nt
Organism: Colletotrichum destructivum
Lineage: Eukaryota; Fungi; Ascomycota; Sordariomycetes; Glomerellales; Glomerellaceae
Product: Putative serine/threonine-protein kinase, active
Exons: 2
Coding region: 1537-3012 (491 amino acids)
Biological process (GO): intracellular monoatomic cation homeostasis; intracellular signal transduction; protein phosphorylation
Cellular component (GO): cytosol
Molecular function (GO): protein serine/threonine kinase activity; ATP binding
Source: RefSeq, a predicted model, not a curated record
CUCUCGCCCAGCCUUGUCACCUCAGUUCCGCCCGCCGCCGCCUGUUGUUUAUUUAUUUUACUACUCUCUCCGAUUUUACUUUCGUCUCCCCUAGUCCAGAUCCAAGCCAAGCAAAGCAGAGCGCAGGAAAGCAAAGGAAGCGACAGUACCGGCACUACACACCACUUUGGCGAUUCAGGGCCAGCCAAACUCAGGUGCUUGGCCAGUCCUCGUCAACACCCUCGUCGGCUGCGAGCCAUCAGUCGCAGGGCCAGUACAACAACUGGUACUGGUACUGGUACUAGUACCCUUUUGGUGGAAGUAUAGGUCCAGGUCCAGGUCCAGGUCCAGUCUUUCAUCUGCUCUCGUCGCCUUGUGCAUAGUGCAGACAGACUGCAGCCAGCGCGCCGCACUCACGACCGACUGCACUGCACUCUCAACUAUACCGAGCUGCAGGGCAAUCCAAUCUCUGCUUCAUCACGCCCCACCUCGACCCUACUCUACCUUGAAAGGCGCUACACAUCCUACGCUACUUAGGUAUUCUACGUACCUACCUAUUUACCUACCUAGGUACUUACUUACACCCAAAGGGCCACCUGCCAUCGAGACCUCCACGUCCUGCCUGCGCUGGCUGGGUUGGGGGGUUUUUUUUUCUCUUUCCAUUUUCCAUUUUUUUUAGACGCCCUUCCUCAUCUUUACCAAUACAUCCAGCAUCCUCUUUCUCCCUCGUCUGUUGCGCUUUUUGUCACCUCUGACAAUUUUUAUUAUUAUCUUCCCGUUGCCCACCUCGCGCGCGCGCCCUGUCUUCCAACAGACCGCUGAACGCUACCCACCCACCGCUCCUGCCACGGCUGUACUGCUCUCGGCUCUCCCACUCUUCUAUCUCUCACCUACAUAACACGUUAAUCCCUACCCCCAUCCCAUCUUCUUCGUCUCGCUGCCUUUGCCCUCCAACCUCAUCCCUCCAAGGCUAUCACUGUUGCAGUGCCCCCUACCAACGUUCACCACGGGACAAAAUUAGAAGAAGAGGAAAAAGGGGGUUGAAACAGGUCUGCCAUUUUGUCCGCCCUGCGAGUCACGACUACCUGGGCCCGAGCCCUUUCCACUGCGCCGAGGCGUUCUUAACGCCACAGCGUGCCCUCUUCCCUUGUCAGACCUGACUUUCGAGACUCGACGGUACUCCCGAAUUCGACUCGAGUCGCCAAACUCUCUCACUCCCUCUCUCUGCCACCCCCGCCGCCCGCAUAACCCGCCGUUGCUGCUCUCUGCAGCGCUCGCAGUGCUCGACCUUCCCCCUUCCUUCUCUUUUUACCUACUCACCUGGCUGCACUUUUCCCCAUCCCUACUGCGGCUGACACCAUCUGCCCGUCGCCGACAGCCGGAAAAAAAAGCGGCCAGAAACGGAAAGUGAGAGCCAACCACAGGGGAAAUAGGAGAGGCCAAAGGUAGUCGAUCGGUCGCAUUAUAUACCGCCCUCUGUCCUCCCUUUUCUGCCACCUCCGGAACCUCACCUACCAUCAACAACAACGAAAAAAACCUGCAGCAGCGCCCGCGCUUAUGCCUUCAGCUUCCGCCGCUAUGGCGAGCCCAAUAACCACCUCUGCCGCCAGUUCCAAACCUUCCUCUGUCAAGUCAGACGGCAAAAAAUCGCCGCGCUUGACCCCGCAAAAUGGCCAGUCCCCCGCCAACGGCAAUGCGUUCCAUGAGGCCCUGGCGAAACCUGCCGACAAACCCUCAAUGAAGGACAAGCUCACACGCAUGUUCUCCACGAAAGACGUCACCAGAAACGCUAUCGAGGUCCCCCAGCGUCCCCGUGGUUCCAGCUUUAAUGGCACCGACAAGCCCCAACCCCCGAGCAGAAAGCCCUCUGCAACCACCGCAGAGAAGGUCUCCGAAAAAUCCGCCGCCAAAACCGCGAAACCGCCUGCAAAGGAUCUCCAUCGAUUCAUGGUGAACCAGGAGCUGCAAGGUGGCCACGAGCACCACCUCAAGUCAAGUCGCCGCCAGGAGAAGCUUUCCGACAUGUGGCGCACCCUCAUCGGCAAGAAGCAGGAGCAUGCCGACAACGACCUGUCCCUCGUUUCUAACUGGGUCGACACUCUCAAGGCCGAGAAGGAGGAUAUGGCAGGAGAUAAGAGGAACGGACCCAACGCGACCUCGUCGCUCGUCGAGAAGUACGGCAAAUGCCAGGAGGUAGUAGGCCGUGGCGCCUUUGGAAUCGUCAGAAUAUCCCACAAGAAGAUCGAAAACGGAACAGAAAAGCUGUUCGCCGUCAAGGAGUUCCGUCGCCGUCCGGAGGAGACGGAGAAGAAGUACAGCAAGCGCCUGACGGCCGAGUUCUGCAUUUCGUCGUCGCUCCGUCAUCCCAACGUCAUCCACACCCUUGACCUUCUUAAGGACGCCAAGGGCGACUACUGCGAAGUCAUGGAGUUCUGCGCAGGCGGUGACUUGUACACCCUCGUGCUCUCUGCCGGUAAGCUCGAGGUUCAGGAGGCCGACUGCUACUUCAAGCAGAUGAUGCGGGGUGUCGAGUAUCUCCACGAAAUGGGAGUUGCUCACCGCGACCUGAAACCCGAGAAUCUGCUGCUCACUACCCGUGGCGGCCUGAAGAUUACAGACUUUGGCAACGGGGAGUGCUUCCGGAUGGCUUGGGAGACGGACCCCCAUAUGGUGUCUGGUCUCUGCGGCUCUGCCCCCUACAUUGCGCCAGAGGAGUAUACCGACAAGGAAUUCGAUGCUCGCGCUGUCGAUGUCUGGGCCUGCGGAGUCAUCUACAUGGCCAUGCGCACCGGUCGCCACCUUUGGCGUGUUGCUCGCAAGGACGAAGAUGAGUUCUACGCCAGAUACCUCGAGGGUCGUCGUGAUGAGGAGGGAUAUGGACCCAUUGAGUCCUUGCACAGAGCGCGCUGUAGAAACGUCAUUUACUCUGUCCUGGAUCCCAAUCCCCUCCGACGCAUCACAGCUUCCCAGGUUCUCAAGUCUGAAUGGGGUCGCGAGAUCAAGCUCUGCAAGGCAGGUGAAGAGGGUCUUUGAUCAUUUCACAUCCCGUUUGGAUGGACGACUUUUUCCUCAUCUGCAGCAAGAGCUCAGCUUCCCUGCAAACAAAACACCCUCAAUGGCGGAACAAUGGAUGGCUGGCAUUUUGCCUGGCACAUGGAUAGAUGGAAUUGGUCUGCACAGACAGCGUGCGUCAACCGGUAGUCGUUUGACUCCUCUCCUUCAGCCUGCUUCGAUUCACCCUUUACACUUGUUUUCCUGACGAUUUUACGACACCCCCAUGCGACCUCGUUAUCGCGAGCAUCGGCGUUUGGCGUUUUACCCCCCAUUCUACUUACAACACACUACCUUCUGUUCAACGUACAUACAACACCCCUGUUCUUGGAACGGGCAUCAUCGCAAAGCAAUGCUACAGAGACGGAAUCCACGUUUUUGGGGUUGACUUGGUCAGCAGUACCCAACCCCUAGGGAAUGAAGCUAUAAUGAGCGACGGUUUGGAAAUGGCAUCCAACACAUGGAAAGGCGGACUUGGGUGGGCGUUGUGGAUGAAAGCCCGGUGGGAUACGGUGCCUGGACCCGGAGGAAUCUGUAAGGACAGAUGCAGAGGCAAAUGCAACCGUCCUGAGCUCGUCUUGAGAGCUCGUUUUGGGAAACACUUGAUGGGAGGCUGCAUGCAUGUGCGGACUUGGGACUCCAUCUCCACGCAUUCGCUAGACGCAACUCUGGAAUGAUCGUGUGGCCUCCCCCAUCUAGUCCACUCGCUUUGCGCCUAUAGUGAGUGGCUGUAUUCUGAGCGAAAGACCUAAAGAAGGAAUUUAAUGAAUAAGCAAAGAGGAGCGGCAUCCUGGG